Acromyrmex echinatior (Panamanian leafcutter ant) is the source of this 2086-nucleotide messenger RNA. RefSeq names its product 4-vinylanisole receptor. Gene Ontology annotation, cellular component: plasma membrane. The record is from RefSeq and is a predicted model, not a curated record. Gene Ontology annotation, biological process: detection of chemical stimulus involved in sensory perception of smell; sensory perception of smell. Gene Ontology annotation, molecular function: olfactory receptor activity; odorant binding. NCBI's taxonomy places the organism in Eukaryota, Metazoa, Arthropoda, Insecta, Hymenoptera, Formicidae.
AUGAAAAUAAACUUGAAGUCUGUUACGCAACUGAACUCAAGCAGUUACGUUCGUUGGCGUUUUGAAAUUCAGGCUCAUCUCGAAGCAAACGAUGUGUUUGAUGUGGCUGAUGGAUCGAGAGAGCAACCAACGGAUGCCACACUGGCUGAUUGGAAAAAGAAGGACGCUUUGGCGAGGUCUUUGUUAAGUAAAUCUCUCGAUGAUGCACAUUUUAAUUUGGUGGUCGCCUGUAAAUCAUCCGCUGAUAUGUGGAAGACUCUCGUGGGACAUUAUGACGAGGUUUCAAACACGACGAAACUAGCUGCAUUGGAAGCAUACAACGACUAUCACUGGAAAGACGAUAUGACUGUUAAUCAUGCUGCUCGCGCUGUUGAAGCACCACCGUAUAACGUGAAGGAAGUGAAAAGAAUUUUCCGUUACUUAAAAGGCACAAUGUCAGUAGGAAUUCAGUUUAGUGAAGGUAAAAACGAAGUUGUUGGAUAUUGUGAUUCAGACUAUGCUGGAUGUCCGGACACUGCUAAAAGUACUUAUGGACAUGUGUUCGUAUUAAACGGUGGACCAAUAUCCUGGGAAUCACGGAAGAGCACGAUUGUCGCUGACUCCACAACUGUUGCUGAACUGCAGGCUGCUUAUGAAGCAUCGAAACAAGCCAUAUGGAUUAAAGAUCUCAUGAAAGAACUCAUGACUUCUUCUGAGAAACCAAUAAUAAUCUAUUGCGACAAUGAAGCGGCUGUUAAGCUGUCAAAAUCCGAGAAAAUAAAGAAGAAAACCAAGCACGUCAAUGUUCGCUUUAAUUUUCUACGACAGACUGUUGGAGACAACGUGGAAGUUAAACAUAUUGCGGGCACAGAAAACCCAGCGGACAUGCUAACGAAGCCUCUACCCCAUGCAAAGCUGCUCCAUUGCUUGGUGACAAAUCGAGGGACCGAGGUGGCCAAGGAAUUGGUCCGUAAGUUAACCAACGUUUUCCAUAUUUUGAAUUUAGAUAUUGAACAACAAUCCGAGCGUUAUGAGAUGGACAACCAUCUUGUUGGAAAUAAAUACGUUGCACAACAUCAUUUGGAAGCACUUGCAACAAUGUUAGAAGUUGAAACCGAAGAAAAUUUAAAACUCUUAGAUAAACCAGUUUCAGUAGCAACUGCACGAAUAGAAGUGUGCGGAUCUUCUUCUAAAUGUGCUAAGACCAUAAGAGUAUUGUCUGCAGUUGUAUUUAAAUGCGCCAAUAUUUUUGCAAUAUUUCUUCAAUGUUUCUCCAGAAUAAUUACCAUAUGCUGCGAAAUACUGAACGAGUCAGCCGUCUUUUUCGCCACGGUCGCUCAAUUCCGGUACUUUAUUAGUACUCGAACCUUACCGUUGUCCGACUGGGUCCCCUAUGAUAUCUCGUCAACGACCGCUUUCUGGGCUACUAUGUUGCACCAAACUAUCGGAUUAAUUAUAUGUGCUAAUGCCAGCGUUGCCCACGAAACUCUCAUAUCUGGUUUUAUGAUUCAAACCUGCGCCCAGCUAGAUAUACUCUGCUAUCGCGCUCGUAUGUUGCCGAGUUCGCUACGAGAAGCCCAGAAAUGCAGCAUCUCGAAGGAAGACUUCAAGGCGCGAGAACAGCGACUAAUUCGCGAGCUCAUUCAUCAUCAUCGCUUCGUAUACAGAUUUGCUGAACGCAUCAAUGCGGUAUUCACACUAAUGAUUUUCGUGCAAUUCACCAUAAGCUCGACAGUGCUCUGUCUUAGCAUCUACAAAAUGUUGACAAAGAAUUUGCUGAGCCUUGAAUUUGCAUGGAGCUCGUCGUAUCUUGGUUGUAUGCUUAUGCAAAUUUAUUUGUACUGCUGGUUCGGUAACGAAGUAACAUUGAAGAGCACUGAAAUCGGAAAUGCUAUUUAUGAGAUGGAAUGGCCGAUGCUUCCUAUUGAUUUAAUGAAGAUUCUUUUAUUAAUAAUUACUCGAUCUAAGAGACCAAUUAAGAUAACUAGUGGAUACAUGAUUACUUUGUGCAACGAUUCGUUUAUGAAGAUCAUCAAAAUAUCUUAUUCAGCGUAUAACGUCUUGCAAGGAUCUUAGUACGAACGAAAACUAUUAUUUUUUUCGGGUA